Oncorhynchus nerka (sockeye salmon) is the source of this 4500-nucleotide messenger RNA. RefSeq names its product zinc finger protein with KRAB and SCAN domains 8-like. NCBI's taxonomy places the organism in Eukaryota, Metazoa, Chordata, Actinopteri, Salmoniformes, Salmonidae. Bases 216 to 1703 code for a protein of 495 amino acids. The transcript has 3 exons. The record is from RefSeq and is a predicted model, not a curated record. Gene Ontology annotation, biological process: regulation of transcription by RNA polymerase II. Gene Ontology annotation, molecular function: DNA-binding transcription factor activity, RNA polymerase II-specific; RNA polymerase II cis-regulatory region sequence-specific DNA binding.
AGUAGUAAACGGAAGUAAGCGUUGACCAGUUAACAUUUUCACAUUAGCGUUUUUAUUGUUGCCAUUUAGACAUUUAUUAAACCCAUGGAACUGAAAAUAUUACUAAUUUAACUACAUAGCAUCACGUACUUGCCCCAGGUAGUCUUUGAUUCGCGUUUGAGACAGGACUUGGUUAAUGUUGUCUAGGUAAAGUUAGCUGCUAACGUUAGUUAACAAUGGCUGACAGUGUGGUUUUUCACACUCAAAUAGCCUCCAUUAUGGAGGUACUAGCGAAUACAGCCGUGGCAGAGGUCUGUAAACUCGUAGAUGACGACUAUGCAGUGUUUCGUUUUGAAAUAACUCAAAACCAGAAAGAAAACAGGGCGUUGCGAAGGAAACUACAGCUACUGGAACUGAAGGUGGCACGGGAGCGCGUCUUCGCCAGUCGUGUCAAGAUUAUUGACCAGUACAGAGGAAUGGCAAGAGGAGAUCUCACUGGAGGCCACAGGAGCUUUGUGAAGCCAGCGGGACACAAUACACUGAUAGAUGACCAACCAGUCACUGUUGAUGAGGGGAGGGGAACCUCAACCCAGCACAUUAUCGUGAUCGAGUCUGCAGAUGCAGGUUCUGGGGUCAAGCUGGAGAGGUCUGAAAGAGAGGAGGACCCAUGGCAUAGCAGAGACACCCAGACUCGAGCAGCUGUAGAGCCCCAUGUAGCCACAAAGGACACCCCCACCAUCGCCCCAGCACCGCCCAGGACCCGACGCAGAAUCACGGAGGUCAGUGGAACGCAGAACGCCGUCCUCAAGUCAGACACCAAGACUUUAACCGUAACACACAGGCUCCUACACACUGGAUCUGACCACAGAUCAGACCCAGAGAGACUGGGGCUGGGGAUACUGGGCUGUCCUCCUGCUCCUGGCUCAGAGUAUUUACCUUACGGUAACCCAAACCCGAGGACUGCUCAUUCCCUUCGGGAUUCAGGUGAUGCAUUAGAGACUGGCAAUGAUCGGUCUUCUUCUUACGCUACAGAGAUGGACCCUGGCAUCAUGCACUUGGGCUUAGAGACACAGACUGAUCUGUCUAAAGGGGACUGGAACCCCUACCGUAGUAGUGUAUACUCUGAAGAGUCCGAAGAAAGAAAUAAGAAAGGGGAGGGUCUGGUCAUAGAUGAAGUCACUGUGAAAGUGGAGGGCGACGCUCCUCUGACAUGGAAUGUAGAUAAGACUCACUUAGGAGGACACUCACAAGGCAGAGAUUUCUUAAAUUACAGGGAAAGCUUAGAGACAAAUCCAAAUGUCACAACCCACUCCCCUUUACACACGGUCAGGGAUCAUGAGUCAGUGUCCAUGUCGAUGGGACCUUCGAAGUCACAGGACCGCGUCCUUUUCGAUCAGGUAUUGAACUCAAAGGGCCAAAAGGCUAAGGCACGGGGUAGAGGAGCAACAUCAGGCAAAAGUAAAGAGAAGCGGUUCUUAUGCAUGUUCUGUAACAAAGGCUUCAGCUGCCCCCAGAAGGUGGAGAUCCACCAGAGGGUCCACACAGGGGAGAAACCCUUCGGAUGUACCCAGUGUCAUAUGCGCUUCGCUGAGGCUGGCAACCUAAAGAAGCACCAGAGGGUCCACACAGGAGAGAAACCAUUUGGCUGUACCCAGUGUCACAUGCGCUUCGCCCAGGCUGGUCACCUGAAGAGACACCAGAGGGUCCACACAGGGGAGAAAUAAUACAGCUGGUCCCAGUGUGAGAACAGAUUCUCCAGCCAGCACCAGCUGAAGAUGCACCUGAAGGGCUACGCGGGUGAAAGGCGGUUCACCUCUACGCAAUGCGGGAAGAGGUUGUCAGAGAUGAGCUACCUCAGAAUACACCAGUUGAAAAAAUCAUUCCACUAUAGCCUCUGAUGUUUAGAUCAAACACUGCAUUAAAGUUUAAUUUUCAUUAUUGUCAGCAGAAAAUCAUUUGGAAUAACCAGAGUAACAGAUUUCAGUGUUGAGUAUUCCUGUGUAGAAUAUUGCAUCCAGACAUUGUGUGAUAUACACUGAGUGUACAAAACAUGAAGGAUACCUGCUCUUUCCAUGCCAGACUGACCAGGUGAAUACAGGUGAAAGCUUUGAUCGCUUAUUGAUGUCACUUUUUAAAUACACUUCAAUCAGUGUAGAUGGAGGAGUAGAGAGGUUAAAGAAGGAUUGUUAAAGCCUUGACACAAGAUACAUGUAUGUGUGCCAUUCAGAGGGUGACUGGGCAAGACAGAAUAUUUUUAUAUAAUUAAGUGCCUUUGUAAGGUGUAUGGUAGUACAGUCGGAGUCAUUGAAACUCGUUUUUCAACCACUACACAAAUUUCUUGUAAACAAACUAUAGUUUUGGCAAGUCGGUUAGGACAUCUCUUUUGUGCAUGAUACAAGUCAUUUUUCCAACACUUGUGAUACAGUGAAAUAAUCUGUAAACAAUUCCAGUGGGUCAGAGGUUUACAUACACUAAAUUGACUGCCUUUUAACAGCUUGGAAAAUUCCAGAAAAUUAUGUAAUGGCUUUAGAAGCUUCUGAUAGGUUAAUUGAAAUCAUUUGAGUUAAUUAGAGGUGUACCUGUGGAUGUAUUUCAAGGCCUACCUUCAAACUCAAUGCCUCUUUGCUUGACAUAAUGGGAAAAUCAAAAGAAAUCAGCCAAGACCUCAGAAAACAAAUUGUAGACCUUCACAAGUCUGGUUCAUCCUUGGGAGCAAUUUCCAAAGGCCUGAAGGUACCACGUUCAUCUGUACAAAUAAUUGUACGCAAGUAUACACACCAUGGGACCACGGACGUGUUCUGUCUCUUAGAGAUGAACGUACUUUUGUGCAAAUCCAUCCCAGAACAACAGCAAAGGACCUUGUGAAGCUGCUGGAGGAAACAGGUACAAACGUAUCUAUAUCUACAGUAAAACGAAUCCUAUAUCGACAUAAACUGAAAGGCUGCUCAGCAAGGAAGGCACUGCUCCAAAACCACCGUAAAAAAUCCAGACUAUGGUUUGCAACGGCACAUGGGGACAAAGAUUGUACUUUUUGGAGAAAUGUUCUCUGGUCUAAUGAAACUAAAAUAGAACUGUCUGGCCAUAAUGACCAUCGUUAUGUUUGGAGGAAAAAUGUGGAGGCUUGCAAGCCGAAGAAUACCAUCCCAAUCGUGAAGCACGGGGGUGGCAGCAUCAUGUUGUGGGAGUGCUUUGCUGCAGGAGGGACUGGUGCACUUCACAAAAUAGAUGGCAUCAUGAGGUAGGAAAAUUAUGUAGAUAUAUUGAAGCAACAUCUCAAGACAUCAUUCAGGAAGUAAAUGCUUGGUUGCAAAUGGGUCUUCCAAAUGGAAAAUGAAUUAAGCAUACUUCCAAAGUUGUGGCAACAUGGCUUAAGGACAACAAAGACAAGGUAUUGGAGUGGCCAUCACAAAGUCCUGACCUCAAUCCUAUAGAAAAUGUGUGGGCAGAACUGAAAAAGCAUGUGCGAGCAAGGAGGCCUACAAACCUGACUCAGUUACACCAGCUCUGUCAGGAGGAAUGGGCCAAAAUUCACCCAACUUAUUGUGGGAAGCUUGUGGAAGGCUACCCAAAACGUUUGACCCAAGUUAAACAAUUUAAAGGCAAUGCUACCAAAUAUUAAUUGAGUGUAGGUAAACUUCUGACCCACUGGGAAUGUGAUGAAAUAAAUCAUUAUUUCUACUAUUAUUCUGACAUUUCACAUUCUUAAAAUAAAGUGGUGAUCCUAACUGGCCUAAAACAGGGAAUGUUUACUAGGAUUAAAUGUCAGGAAUUGUGAAAACUGAGUUUAAAUGUGUUUGGCUAAGGUGUAUGUAAACUUCCAACUUCAACUGUAGAUGACAGGCGCACCGGUUUGUGUCAAGAACUGCAACGCUGCUGGAUUUUUCACGCUCAACAGUUUUCUGUGUGUAUCAAGCAUGGUCCACCACCCAACGGACAUCCAGCCAACUUGUAGGAAGAAUUGGAGUCAACACGGGCCAGAAUCCCUGUGGAAAGCCUUUGACAUCUUGUAAAGUCCCUACCCCAACAAAUUGAUGCCGUUCCGAGGGCAAAAAAGGGAGGGGGUGCAACUCAAUAUUAGGAAGGUUUCAAUGUUUUGUAAGUACUGCGUUUGAUUCUAACAUGUAUUGACUCAGGGGUUGAAUACUUAUCUAAUCAAGAUAGUUUUAUUUUUCAUUUUUUACUUACAAAUGUUACAUUUUUCUUACACUUUUACAGAGUUUUGUGUAGAUCCUUGGAGGGGAAAAAAAGGACAAUUUAAUCCAUUUUAAUUCCACUUUAACAACAAAAUUUGGAAAAAGUAAAGAUGAUAUUUUGUGUUUGUACUGUGUAGGCUAAAUUAUGUUCACAAAUGCCUAUUUCAUUACUUCCAUUCAACUUAAUUUUUUUCCAAAGACACUUUUGUUGAGAAAAUGAAUGCAGUUUGUCAAGCAGAUUUGUAGUGGAGACGUGCAUGUUUGGUUUUCAUAUGGUGUAUUUAAAAUUAGUUUUGUUUAAUAAAAACAAUGGGACUUUUCAUUCUAA